AUGACAGAUUCCAGUAAAAGCGUCCCACUAACAAGUUCAAUGAGUAGAGAAGAUGUCAAGCUUUGCAUGGAAAAUGAGAGCUUGGAAGCAAGUGGAAUUACCGACAUAGAUUCAAAGCACAAGGAUCCACAGAUGUGUAGCCACUAUGCAGCUGAUAUAUAUUCUGCUACGCGUAUAAGACAGAUUGACCGGAGGCCAUCGGCUGAUUAUAUGAAAAAACUGCAACGAGACAUUACUGAGGGUAUGAGGGCUAUACUGAUUGAUUGGCUAGUUGAGGUUUCUGAAGAAUAUGGGCUGAUGCCUGAUACACUAUACCUGACUGUAAAUCUCAUUGAUAGAUAUCUAUCUGAGAAUUACAUGACAAAGCAGAAGCUUCAACUUCUUGGUGUGACCUGCAUGCUCAUUGCCUCCAAGUACGAAGAAAUUUGUGCGCCUCGUGUGGAGGAGUUUUGCUUUAUAACAAACAAUACCUACACGAAAGAAGAGGUGGUGAAAAUGGAAAGUUGUGUUCUCAACUUUUUGGGAUUUCAACUAUCUGUUCCCACCACAAAGAAGUUUCUUAGGAGGUUUAUUCAAGCAGCACAAGUUUCUUACAAGGUCCCGUCUGUUGAGCUGGAAUUCUUGGCUAACUAUUUAGCAGAACUAACUGUAACUGACUACAGUUUCCUGAAAUACUUACCAUCCAUGAUUGCUGCCUCUGCUGUGCUUCUAGCCAAAUGGACUCUUGAUCAGUCUGAGCAUCCAUGGAAUCGAAUACUGGAGUACUACACAAGGCAUAAAAUGUCAGAGCUAAAACCGGUUGUUUUGGAACUGCAAAACUUACAGCUUAACCCAAGCGGUAACAUGUCGGGUGCCGUACGCCUGAAAUACAAACACUCCAGGUUCAAGUGCGUUUCAACUCUGCGUUCAUCACAAUCAGUUGAAUCGGUUUUCAGAGAAUAA
Molecule: messenger RNA, 942 nt
Organism: Striga asiatica
Lineage: Eukaryota; Viridiplantae; Streptophyta; Magnoliopsida; Lamiales; Orobanchaceae
Source: the annotation of a GenBank genome assembly